This is a messenger RNA of Podarcis muralis (Common wall lizard), 267 nucleotides long. The record is from RefSeq and is a predicted model, not a curated record. Lineage: Eukaryota; Metazoa; Chordata; Lepidosauria; Squamata; Lacertidae.
GCGAGGAGGCAGGAUCAUGUCGGGACGAGAUGGUGGCAAGAAGAAACCUUUGAAACAGCCCAAGAAACAAGCGAAGGAAAUGGAUGAGAAAGACAAAGCAUUCAAGCAAAAACAGGAGGAAGAGCAGAAGAAACUUGGUGAGUAGAAGGCAAAAGCAGCUAGCAAGGGCCCACUUACUGGAGGUGGGAUUAAGAAAUCUGGUAAAAAGUAGCAGAUUUGAUGAGACUACGUGGCAAGAAAAGCAUUCACUCUCACUGGAUGCUUGGC